AUGAUCCAAAACGAGAAUAGUCGCAUACAGCAUGUGAAGCUACGGUUUGCCCGGGAGUUCAACAUCAAAGUAAUCGACGACUGGCUCACUGGAUGUGUAUCGUUUUGUUUGGAAGAAAACCCCGGAACGUCCAAUGAGGAUCUGUUCCAGUUCGCGUUCAGCCAAUGGUUGUUGGCGGACCUUAAUGAAAUCGGGGUGUCGAUGCUGCCACCGGGAUUUAAUGGAAAGACCGAGAAGCAAGUGCUGAAUGGCACAUUUCCCGUCCAAUUGCACCAGUUGAUCGACAUCGCCGAGUCUGCUUAUGAUCAGUGGAGAAACAUGCACGAUAAAAAAUUGGACGAAGCCGACGACGAAGUGCAGAUGCGAAAAAGUCAAGCAACUCACACCAAAAAGCGCCGAAUGCUAAAGCUUACCCUUACCGAUGGAAAACAAACGUUCUGUGCUGUGGAACACAACCCGAUCAAGUGUCUCACCACAAAGCUAGCCCCGGGUGUGAAGCUACUUCUAACGGGUCCGCUGCGCAGCGUCAACAGUGUGGUGUUUCUGGAGCCCAAAAAUGUGCGUGUCCUCGGUGGUGAACUGGAUGUUUUGCUGAUCAGUAACGCGUACGAAAACGUGCUUCUUCGAGCUAUGAACAAAGCGAUAACACAGAAUCCCAAGAUCGACUACGAAGAAGCGGAUGUGGUUGAGAACCGUGGGCGACCUAACAGCUACGGUCACAUCAAGCCAAUCACGAUGGAUAGCCACUCGGGACAGACCGAAGGAAAAGCGCACAGGAUAUCCCCACGGGUCUCUGUUGAUGACGCGGACGACGAUUCCUUGUUACUGGCUGUCGAUCUGGACUCGAUAGAAAGGAGCCAACCACGGAGUUCUUUUGGUGCUGGAAGCAAACCAGAGCAAGUGCCGGCCAUAAGUACACUGAUGGAUGAUGACGAAAUGGAUCAGUUGGUGCAUCUGAUAAACGAUCCGUGUGAACCGGAAAUCAUGAACCAUCAAGUGUCCUCGACGAGACAUUCGCAAUCCUCACCGGUGCAGCCCAAACCGUCCUUGAGACCACCACCGCGUCCCGUGGAAGCGGAUGAAGAAGACAUAGACAUGAUGAACAUGCUAGAGGAUCAGAUUCAAAACGAGCUGCGCGGUUUGCAACCACCACCGUUCUUGGAAGAACCGGAAGAACUUGAAGUUCCGCAACAAAAGAGAACUCGUCUGGUCAGCGGUUAUCCAGCACCUCCCGUAUCAGAGGUACCUUGUGAAACGGCCAAUAACACUGCCACACUGUGGGAUGCUCGGGGGGCGGAAGAAAAUUCGGCGACCAUUUCCACCCCGUCCCAGGCCAGUAAAAAAUUCGACGAUUUCAGCGCUUCGUUUGUGUUCGACGACAGCAUGGACUGUUUGGAGUUGCAUGAUGCACCCAAAACAAGCACACCGCCCAUCAGUAUCCUCUCCCCAGCCUAUCCAUUCCGUAUCGAGGGAACGAGCUUGAGUACGAUCGAACAGAUCGCGGCACUCACGGACAGCGAGCGAGCAGGUGCAAGCUUCGUCGUGUACGGGGAAGUGAGUGAUGUUAUCGAGCCGCCACGCAUACGUCAGCAUGUAUGGCAGUUGGGUCUGAUGCUAACGGAUCAUUCGCUUCCGAUGCUGUCGGUUCUGCUGCACACUACCGUGACUCAAUCGUUGGUACGCACCGAGCACGAUCCUGGUGCGCUGAUGCGAAUGAAUCGAACCGAUCGAGAGGGCGCCCUUCAGCUUCUCGACACGAUACUGGGCGAACUGAAUGAGGUGCUACAGGAAAUCAAAUGUUUUUGGCGCGUUGUCUACCCGGGGCCAGGUGCUUCCGCGUCCGAACUGCCAACGGUAACGGACACGUACCGAAUGAAUGAUGAACGCGGAGCUAUUUUGCUGGACAAGAUUGUCAAGGAGAACUGCAGUCAGCUAAGGCAAAUGUUGUAG
Messenger RNA from Anopheles cruzii, 1950 nucleotides. Its product is annotated as recQ-mediated genome instability protein 1-like. Gene Ontology annotation, biological process: double-strand break repair via homologous recombination; resolution of meiotic recombination intermediates. Bases 1 to 1950 code for a protein of 649 amino acids. The record is from RefSeq and is a predicted model, not a curated record. The transcript is spliced from 3 exons. Lineage: Eukaryota; Metazoa; Arthropoda; Insecta; Diptera; Culicidae. Gene Ontology annotation, cellular component: RecQ family helicase-topoisomerase III complex; nuclear body.